UUAUUUAAUGUUUAAAAUGAAAAACAAAUAACCAUGUCUUUUAUGGUUUUUCUUACUGGUCUCUGAUUAGUUACCAAUAUCUUCCCAUUUCUUAUUCCAUCCUGUUUUUUCAGCUAAGCGUGAUCAGGUUUUUGUAUAGUUCAAAAUGGCGACUAUGAAGAGGCUUCUGCUGAUGUUUUUUUAGAACCCAUCACCAACUCAAUAUUCAUCCAAUGUGUUAGAACGCUUCAUCUUCUGUCCUAACAGCAACAGAAAAUACCAAACCGUUUGUUUUGUGUAUGUGUAAAUUAUAUUCAUACUAAAGCAAUGCUGAAGCAGAAAACCAAACUUAUUAAACAUAGUUUAGUAUUCAGUGUAAAUUUAAAAGGUGUAGUUCCACAUUUCCAUUAUGAGUGGUUUCCUCUGUGCAAGGAGUCUGACUCAGGGGAUCCCAGUUUUGUUCUCAGAAGAAUGUUCAAACCACCAGAGGUGGUCAGCUAAAGUUCAUCCCAGAGACAUCCGUUUUGAGUCAGUCACCAUCCACAUCUGCUCCCUGGUUCUGUUUUCGGUGGGAGUCUAUCAGCUCCUGGUCCAAAUAGAGACAAUUCCAGCACAAACUUAUGAAGUUGGGACAUUUGUGCUGCUGUGCGAUCCUUGGCUGAGAGAUGAUCCGGUAUACAUGCCACAGAAGGCAAGCAUAGAGGAGUAUGUUAAGAGUGAUUAUGGACUGGUGUACAUGGGCAGUUGUCAAAAUGUACAGAGUCGUGUGUUUGGAUUUGAGCAGUAUGACCCGGGAGUUCUGGAGGCAUGUCUGGCGCUACUGCAAGUCAGCCCACAGCACCAAGACAACAACCACGAAGACUACAUCUCACGAGCAAACCCUGUGCACCUCUCUCUGGUCAUCUGUGCCAUGGUAAAUGCCAAUGAUGAUUUGGGAAUUCUGCUUGGAAAAUGGGAGCAUGACUACCGUGACGGUGUCAAGCCAACAGCUUGGACCGGAAGGGCUAAAAUCCUCCAACAAUGGCUCUCAUCCAAAUUCAAGCCUGCGCGAUACAGGCAAUGCCUGGUCUUUGCAUCGGUCCUCUGCAUCGUUAUGAGAGUUCUGGGGAUUCCCUCCAGGAAGGUGGUGACAGUUUUCAAUGCAGCCCAUGACACUGAUGCCAACACCACCAUUGAAGAGUACUACACAACCAACGGGGAGAAGCGGUUGUCCAGAGACAGCAUUUGGAACUUCCAUGUAUGGGUGGACUGCUGGAUGAGGAGAUCGGACCUCAGUCCAGGAUUUGAUGGUUGGCAGGUUGUUGACCCAACACCGCAAGAGUGGAGUCAAGGAAUAUUCCGAUGCAGUCCGUGUCCGGUUGCUGCCAUCCGUGAACGCUGCUUUUCCGUGAAGUUUGACACCCCGUUCCUUUACGCCUCUGUUGACGGAGACAUCCGUUGUCUUAUUUUGCACAAUGGGGUUGUGGUUGGGCAAAAGGUGGACACUGGGACUGUGGGACAGCUUAUAUGCACCAAAAGCGUCAACUCAGAUGCUCUAAAUUCUUAUAUCUGUCUUUGUUUAAAUGCUCUUGCUGUCUUUUUCAGAAAUGCAAAGACAUUUUUUUUUCAUCUCUCUUUUUUCUCAAAGUCUCCUUCAGCUCACACUCAGCUGCAGACACUAGGGUAUGCAGGACGUCUCCUUGUUCUCUGCAGAUGUCCCUGUUGGGUGGGUUUCCUUCAUCCAGGCGAGAAGAUAGAGAAGAAAGUGUCCGUCAAGGCCACUUCACAUGGAACUAAGCUGCUAGUAGCUACUUUGUCACACAGCAACAACUACAUCACUGUUUCCAAGAGUUACCACAAAGUUUCUGUCAGGGCCCCAUGAUUAUGAAUCUAUUUUACCAAGCUCAACUCAAAUCAAAAUGUCUAAAUUCACUUAAUUAGAAUAUUUUAAAUAUUUGUAUAAAAAUUGUAUUUGUGUAGCUUUUUAAUAACAUAACACAAGAUAUAUGGCAUUCAAUUCACUGAUGAAACAAGAUAUUCGAAUAAUAAAUGGACCAUUGAUACUCAGCUGUUAAAAUACAAGGCAUUUACUAAUUCAAAUGAGUAAUUUUUAAAAUUUUAUCCCUACACAAUUUUGAACAGAGCAAUAAUAGUGUGCAGUCACAGGGGGAUGUUACAAGUGACUAUAAAUACCCCAGACAUUAAGAAGUAUCAAAUCACCUGUAAAGGUUAAGAGUCAGGCAGAAGAACAAACAAACUCUUAAAGGAAAGUCUGAAACUCUGAAGUUUGGUUCUAUUCAUUGAUUUUGAGCAGUAAAUAGUCAAUUAUCUUUGCAUUUUUACUUCAAAGGUUUUAUUUAGAGUUUAAGCUGUUUUAGAUGGCUUAAGGUUUACAGCACAGCAGCCUUUCUUGCUUGCUUAUCCUUGUGUUUCCACUUCAGUCACCAGGACAAAAAAGAAAUGACAGGUUCAAAAAUGAAGCCAAAAGAAGUCCCUGGAUAGGUGGUGGUACUCUUCAUUUGCCAAGGAUUUUUUGUUGUUGUUUUUGAUUGAGGUGGGAGUGUGCUGAGCAUGUUUGUUAGUUUUUUUCUUAUUUUAAUUUAGUCACGCUUGUAUAAAAUAGUGAAAUGGAUGAAUGGAAUAUUUAAUAAAUUAAAAUUAAAUCUUUAAAUUCUGUUAUUUUCCAUUUUCAGUUUUCUAUUUCCACAUAUUUCAGACUGUUUCACAUGGAGGGUAAUACCACAUUUUUCCAAACAGAUGUGCAUUUUGGAGUCUCAACUUCAAUCUGAGAGAAACUGUGGAGCGAGCGAAAGAUUAGGGUGAUGGCAAAAGGCUUUCCAACUUCUAAGACUUGGAGAUAAAUCCUCAAAGAUUCAGGCGAAAAGCUGCUCAGCAUUUAUUAAAACCAUUUGGUUGCUGUAAUGCUAAUAAAUAUUUUUCACUUGAUUAAGGAAAAUAAUACAAACAACUUUUGAGAUGCUAUUUUUGUGCAAAUGUAAAUAAAAACAAAAAAGUAUUUUCACUUUAUAUCCCUUUUUUAUUACUAGGUAUAAACAAACUUUAUAAAAAUAACUUUAAAUCAAAAUCUUUCAGAGGCACACUUUAAUAUUUUGGUUGAUGUAACAAAGCUGAUUUACAAUUUAGAUUUUUUGCAACUAGGUGUCACUAUUCCCUAAAAUUUCAAAUACAGUGGCCUUCAUUCUACUUGUCUUCGAUUUAAGUCUGUUAUUUUAGAGCUAGUCUAUAUUUCAAGACGGCAACAAAAACCAGAAUGACAUGCAGCCCAGGUCCACUCAGCCAAGAGAGAAACCAUUUUAAUCAACAUGAUAGGCAGCCUUUGGCCACUCAGCAAUUUCAUCCUCCUUGUUACCAAUAUAUCAAUGCAUAGCUUAAGCAUCAUAAUGAGUCUUGAUUAAAAUCAAUAAAUCCUACAUUUCUUGUAAUCCAACCUAUAAUGCGACAGGCUUCUCUGCCUAAUGAAUAAGUGGUUCCUCUGUGAAGCCUGGAAUUAAAUUUUUCAAGUCCUCUGUGCCACUUUGUGUGAUUCCUCAACUUAAAAUAAAAGCAUGUAUAAUUAA
Messenger RNA from Xiphophorus hellerii (green swordtail), 3536 nucleotides. RefSeq names its product protein-glutamine gamma-glutamyltransferase 5. NCBI's taxonomy places the organism in Eukaryota, Metazoa, Chordata, Actinopteri, Cyprinodontiformes, Poeciliidae. The record is from RefSeq and is a predicted model, not a curated record. Gene Ontology annotation, biological process: peptide cross-linking. Gene Ontology annotation, cellular component: mitochondrion. Gene Ontology annotation, molecular function: protein-glutamine gamma-glutamyltransferase activity.